Messenger RNA from Eurytemora carolleeae, 7222 nucleotides. RefSeq names its product nucleoprotein TPR. Lineage: Eukaryota; Metazoa; Arthropoda; Copepoda; Calanoida; Temoridae. The record is from RefSeq and is a predicted model, not a curated record. Gene Ontology annotation, biological process: protein import into nucleus; mRNA export from nucleus. The transcript is spliced from 11 exons. Gene Ontology annotation, cellular component: nuclear pore. Bases 253 to 7104 code for a protein of 2283 amino acids. Gene Ontology annotation, molecular function: structural constituent of nuclear pore.
UCAAUCUUAUCCUAUUUUUAUCUCCUUGAGGAAACCAGUAUUCAACAUUAUGUAUUUUAUAUCUGUAAAGAAUUGGUUCCUCAUGGUUCCAAAACAUUAAAUUUUAGGUGCGAUGUUUGCAUUUUAUGUUUUAUCAUAGAUUUUUUCUUCACUUGUUUGUCACUGUGUAUAUAAUGUGUGAUAAUAUUUCCUGAAAAUCUAUAUUUUCAGAACUUGUAAUUAAACGAGUAGGAGCUGGUGGAUUGGUGAAUCAUGGCGUCUUCCGGUGAUAUCCGGGCUAUCCUUAGUCCUGCCCGGUUCAAUACUCUACCAUCAGAUACACAAUCCGUCCUAGUUCAAGCCUGGAACACACAGACAGGACAACUCAAGGCAGAGCUAGAGAAGACUAAGGUGAAUGGAGAACAAAAGAUCAGUGAACUACAGAAGAAGAACCAGGAUCUAGAAUCUAAACUAGCCGCCUUCACAGAGGAGAGUGAGAAAGGACAAUCAGCCCUAUCUCAGUACCGUGAACAGGCAACAGCUGCUGGAGCUACAGCUGCUAGACUAACAGAGGAGAACGGGAAACUAGCAGCAGAACGAGAUGAUCUCAGGAGACAAAUAUUUAAUGCCAAAGCUGAGAAGGAUGAUAUUGCCGGACUAUCAGAACGUAGACUGGAGGAGAUUGAGAGACUGCACAGUAAAAUCCGGGAACUCACCGAGGAGGUGAACCGAGCUGUAUCAGCUAAAUGUGAGGCUGUAUCGAGGUUGGAGGAUCUGGACAGCAAGGAGUCCAACCUCCAGUUCAAGGAGAGAAGGUUCAUCGAGGAGAAAAAUUUCCUGGAAUCUCAGAUUGAAAUGCUCAAGGCUGAGGUUGAGGUUCGGAAUGAAGAGGUUCUGACCUCUAAACAAGAGGCUGGUAUCCGACAGAUAGAAUUGAACCAGGAGAUUGAAGAGAAGACUCAGGAGAUUAAAUCUCUGGCCAGACGAGAAGAAUCUGCCGUCUCAGAUGCUGAAUCCUAUAGGAAGCGAGCUGAGAAACUUGCGGAGAGACUACGAGAAGCCAGAGAAUCCGAAAGUAAGCUUGAAGAUAACUACAGAGCUGAACUAAAAUCCCAGACUAAACUAGCUGAACUCUACCGUCAGCAGGGAGAAGAGAAUAGUGCCAAAACCGAGGAGCUGAGUUCAGCAGUCUCCAGCCUGCAACAGAUGGUUCGAGAUGCUGGAGAGAAGUAUGGUAUCCUGGAGAUACAGAUGGAAACCAUGAAAACGGAACACAAGAUGGAACUCCAAGGAAAGGUGGAAACAAUUAUGGCGUUGAAGAAGGAACUUGAAGAUGCAAACAGAUUGAUCAAGACGGUUAAGGAUAAGGGACUGACAGAGGACGCAAUAGAACAUCUUUCUCCAAGUGCAGCCCAGGCCUCUAGACUGUUGAAGUCCGGAGUUACGCUCACUGGAAUAUAUUCUCAAAUGGUUUCUCUCUCUGAAGAACUAACAGCGGAGAAGGAGGAGAAUAAACGAUUGAACUCCUACAUGGAUCAAAUUCUUAUUGAGAUAGAGGAGAGAGCUCCAAUCCUUCGUCAGCAGAGGGAGGACUACGAACAAGCUAUUUCUGCUCUCGGAGGUUUAACUGAAAACCUUGAGGCUGCUAGAGAGGAGGUGGAGCUGAGGAGAAGGGAGGCCGAGGAGGCCAGACGUAACCUCAGUUCUGUGGAGAAGGACAGGGAUAGGUUGGAACAACAGGUAUCUGAUCUGGGUCGACAGAUAUCUGUUCUAGUGAGAGAGGUGGAUGCUGCCAGAGCCGGAGUACAAUCCAUCGAACCAAUUCAGAGUAUGGAUACAACAACCUCCGAGUCUGUUAUUGAAGGAAGACUUCUCUUAUUCCGAGAUAUCUCUGAGCUCCAGACAAGAAACAUUGAACUACUAGCGGUUGUCCGAGACCUCAGUUCGAACCGAGAUCAGGCUGAAUCUGCCCUCGUUCAGGAGAAAACUGCCGAGGUUAGGUGCGAACUUGAAUCUGCUCUGAGACAGGUGGAUGAACUGAAAUCUGCCAGGGAGAGACAACAGCUCAUGGUGGAGAAUAUUAUACAGCAGAGGGAUCUAUACAAGAGUAUGUGCGGAGCUGAGAAGAAGAAUAUUGUUAAGAAACCUGAAUCUGCUCCGGAGGAACCGAACCAGAAAACUAUUCUCCUGGAGAAACAAUUGGAAGAACUAAGGAAAGAUUUUGCAGAAUACAAAGAAGAAAAGAUUGAGAAUUAUAAUAUUCUCAACAAAGAAUAUAAGAAAGCUAAGGAAGAUCUGUUUGAAGCAAGAACUCAGGUUGCUAAACUCUCCUCCCACGAGGAAUACAACAAUGAAAGGUUUAAGAUUGCUCAGACCAACUGUGCAAGCUUUAAGAAGCAGAUUGAAGCUCUUGAGAUGCGGAAUAUGCAGUUGGAUAAAAUUUGUGGAAAGCAUGAGAACUCGAUCACAUCACUGAGAGAAGAGUUAUUGAUUUCUGGAAGAAAACUCUCACAUCUGGAGCUCCAGGUCAACCACCUGACUCAGGAGAACUCUCAUCUUAAGGCUGUAGAGGCCCGGCUUUCCGCGGAAAGAGAUGUUCUUUACAGGGAGAAGAGUUCAAGCAGUCAGAUCAUGUCCAACCUUCAGAUGAUCCAGGUUAACCUGGAGAGACGGGACGAUGAGAACAGGAUGAGGUUGGAGAACUCUAAUCUUCAGCUGACCAAGGAGGUUGAGUUACUCAGGAAGAAGCUCGAUGAUGAUCAAGAUCAUUUUAAGCAAAGUGUCCGAACAUGGGAGAGUACAAACCGAGAGCUUCGAGAGAAAGCUGAAGCAUCGGAGAAAUCUGAAAAGAAUGUUCUAGAGCAACUUAAUGCUCUCACGGUCACUCUGGAUACUAUGAAGGAAGAGUUGAGAGAGAAGCAGGACGAAUUACAGCUUGCUGAGUCCCGGCUAGCUGGCAGGGGUCAACUCUCCAGUCAGUCUAGCGUAGGAGAGGGAGAAGGAAAGAAUAGAUACAGGGAUGUGGAAAUCCUACUGGGCAAGUCUAAGCAGGAGAUAAAGCAGUUGAACAACCAGCUCGCUGCAGAGAAGAAGAAGGUUGAAGAAUUUAAACUUAUCAGUGAAACCGCGGAGAAGAGAAUGCUGGAGAGUAGUGAAGCUAUGCAGGAGUUGAAGAGUAGUGCGGAGAACAAGAUCAAGCAGCUGGAGGAGGAGAAGAUAACCUCGGAUAAAACCAUCGAGGAGAACAAGUCCUCUAUGAAGGAGCUGAUGAAGAAGAUUGAAGAUCUUGAAGCUGAGGUUGGAACUAGCGGAGGAGAGCUCCGGGAUAAACUUAAGUAUACAACAAUAGAACUUGAGGACGCCAGGAAAUCGAUUGAGGAGUUGAAGAAGCAGGAUCUGGAGAUAAGAGAGAGGAUAACUGUCCUAGCAGAGGAAUCAAAGGAUGCUCAGGAGAAAUAUCAGCAUGAACUUCUCCUCCACGCCAAGGAUAUAGAACAGUUAAACCAGAUGAAAGCGGAGACUAGCAACAGGAUAUCUAACAUGGAGGAGAUAGAAUUGGAGAAACGAAAAGCGGAAGCAAAAAUAUCCGAACUCGAGGAAGCUUACAAGAAGGACGGAGAGAACUUGAACCAAGAAGUUUCAGCACUCCGCGCUCAGGUUGAGGUUCUCCGUGAGGAGAAUAAGGCGCUGAUGAACCAGAUCGAGGCAGUGAGCGGUCAACUGGCCGACGUAUCCGCCUCAGGACAUAAUUUGGACGCCAGUAACUUAGAUAAUAGCGCCCUGGCCAAUACGAGUAUUAGAUCUAUGAACGAGGAUGAUGCAUCAACUGAUCAGCUGAUGACUAUUAUCAAGUAUCUGAGAAGAGAGAAGGAGAUUGUAUAUGGUAGAAUGGAGGUAGCUCAGUCCGAGCUCUCCAGAACAACCAGACAGUUGGAGCACGCUCAGAAACUUGUACAGGACUUACAGAACGCUCUCGACUCAGAAAGGCAAGGAACUAAUGAGAACUUGAUGACUGCUGGAAAGCAUGCUGAGCUGUUGAGGAAGGUUGAGAGUUUAGCUGCGCUAACGGACAGUAACAAGAUGCUACGUGAGGAGAAGGACAGGUUGGCAACUGUGGUAGAGAACUUCAGGAUCGAGGCAGAGCAGGCCAAAGAGAAGAUUGCUCCCUUAAACGUUAAAAUCAAGGAUCUAGAAGAUAAGUACGGAACUCUGCUCACUGAGAAAUUGGCUCUCCAAACCGAAUCCGAAGGCUGGAAGAAGCGCUCUGAUCAGCUGGUUGAGAAGAGUUUCAAGAUGAAUCCUGAGGAACUAAAACGUCUCCAGGACGCUGAAACCAAACUAACCCGACAGCUGUCUAUCCUUACAGCGGAGAAGAAGAACGGAACUCUCCAGUACAACAAUCUGCAAAAGGAACUCCACGCAGCUAAGAUAUCCCUGCAAACUGCCCAGAAGGAGGCUAAAAAGAACAAGGAAGAACUAGACAAGAAAACUCUGGAUCUGAAAACUCUGAUUAUCAGAGAAACUACCCAGAAGAACCAACUUAACAACUUGAGCAGACAAAACAAUGAACUCAAAAAGAAAUCGGAAGAAUUUAAGAAGAAGUCGGAUGAGCUGGAAAAGACUAAUCAAGAACUGGAGAAGUCUAAACAGGAGAACACAAUAAAUCUGACCAAGCUUACUAAAGAUCUAACCGCAGCGCAGAGUAAGAUUGCCGAAGUAAAGAGCGGCGGAGAAGAUAUGAACACACUUAAAGUUCAAAUCACAUCACUAACUGAGGAGAACAAAAAGAGCUCGGAAGAGAUGGCCAAGUUAAAAACACAAAUUAAAAGUCUGAAAGCUAUCGGAAGACAAUUCCGUGAGCGUUCUGAAGCUGCCGGUGCUGAAGUAACAUCUUUAAAGGAUGAAAUUUCUAAAGUGAAGGAGUCGUGUAGUAAACUUGAAGCUGAUGUAGCGACUAAGAGCAUUGAACUUCAAGAAGCAAGAUCUUUGAUUGAAUCUCUAGAUGCUGACGGAGUUGCUGAGACGAUGGAGACCAUGGAGAAGGAGAAGAUUACACUGGAGCAGAAACUGAAAGAACAAGAGGAGAAAACAAGAAAACUUCUUGAAAAUGCCAAGUUAAAAAUCAAUGAACUUAAGGCUAAAAACAGAGAUCUUACAGAGAAUGAUGAGAAGGCACUGAUUGAAAAGAAGAAUCAGGAAAUUGAGAAACAGAAUAAGGAAAUUGAACAAGCAAGGAUGGAGAAGGAAAAGUUGAGAAAUGCUCUGGAUUCUUCUAUCACUGCUCUGCGCAAUGAGAACUUGACAUUAAAGAACGCUGUGAAUGAUAUGAAGGAGGAGAAGGAUAAGCAGCAGGAGCAGAUAGAGCAGCUUCAGCAUGAACUCCUCGCAUCCCAGAGUGCUGCUGCUAAACCUGUUGCAGUAGCCGGAGUAGUUCAUCAACAGGAAACAAGAAAACAAACUCAACCUCAAGCACACAUUCAACCUCAUAGACAUCAACCUAGAGACGAGUACAGACCUACACAGACUGCCAGUAUUAGACCCAUGACACAAACUCGUGGAGCUACUCAGGCUGUAGUUCUACCAACCAGCCAAGUAUCUAGUAUACAACCUGAAGUUGCAACAGUUCAACCAACUGUAUCCGUGAGCCCGAGUGUGAGCAGUGCUACUCCUCAGCUUCCUUCAACCAGUGCUUUAGAUCCUACAGCUCCUGAGUUUAAUCCAGUGGAUCGUUCUACUUCUUCUGCUGAAGUAGCAGAACCGGUUGAAGAGGCUUCAAGAGUCUCCGGGAAUGUUCGACCACUGGAUAUUCAUGCUUCAACUAGUGGUCCGUCAGGUUCAAUGCAUUCUGCUCAAACAUCAACCAGUGGUAAUACUCAGACAACUGUUAGUGUACAACCUACACUCAAGAGACCAAGAGAGGUUGCUGAAGUCGAAUUCUCUGCUGUAGAUCUUGAUGAGGCAGGACCCUCUGGUAUUCAGAAGAAGGCUCGAACCAUCUCUUCUACAGAAGAUCAGGAGUUCAUUGAACAAGAAGAACUUGGUGAAUCUGGAUUCCAGGAGUUAGACGUGGAACCUGAGAAGGUUGAUUUUGAAACGAUCACUCAACCUGAGACUGGGCUAGGGAGUAGCAGUACCCAGGAUACAACAGCUCCGAUAGAUGAAGGAGCUGAUGCUUUCUCCGUAGAACAAGAAGAUAUGGAAGAGGGAGAGAUCAGUGAGGACGGAGAUGAAGAAGCUGAAGAUACUCCUGCACAGGACAUUGAUGAACUGGCUGAGGAUGAUACGACUCAAACUGGAUUAGAGAUUAAUGAUGGAGAGACAGAGCCUGUAGUUCCAGAUAACCAGGAGGAACUAAGUGAGGAGGAGCGAGAGGAAGAAGAGGAAGAUGAAGAGGAACAGCUUGUUGAUGAAGAUGUUACUGGAGAGAACAGCAGCGAACCAAGCAGUAGCACUGGAGCAACAGUUCCUCAGAGCUCCCAGUUCCCUCCUGCUCAGGCUUCCCAGCCUGGAGUAGGGUUUGAUCAGGAACUUGUUGAGGAUAGUGUAGUUCCUAGCACACCUAAACUAGCGGAACCUAGGAGACCAGAAGGAUUUGCUGAAGCAGUAAGUUCUCCUCAGGCUCCUGGAAAUGAAAGGUUUGUAUUUGGAAGCGGAGGAGGAGCAAAUGAACCACCAGAGAUAGUUGUUACAAGCAGUAAUACAGGACUAGUCGGUCAGGAGGGGGCGGAGAGAACUUCCUUUGAUAUUGCUCAGUUUGCCGAGGACAAGGAAGGAGAAACCGUUUCUGAAACCCUGCAGGCUACGUCACCCGCACCUAUUGCUGAUGAAUUGAACGAGUUGUCUGAGGGAGUGUCUGGUAGUCUGGAGGAACAAGGCGAGGCUCAGUCUGAGGGAGAUGCUUCUGGAUCUCGCGAGGUUGAGGACGGAGUAUCUAGUAGCGGAGCCGAGACUGCAGGAAGAAUGGGACGAACAAGAACUCCGAUCACGUGGGCUGGUUCUCCAGCUGGUCCUGCCAGCACUAGUCCACAGAGAUCUCUUAAUAGGGCAGGAAUAGCUGGAGCAACUCAGUUCCGAUCUGCUAUCCGUGGAGUGGCGAAGCGAGGAGCUAAACGCGGAGGAACUUAACCUGGAACCAUUUUAUUCUUUAACAUGUUAAAUCUUACUUUUAAAUCCAUGCUACUCUGUUGAACUGAUUAUUCGGCAUUUUAUUUCAAUAUUUAUUGAAAUUUGUAUAUUUUCAGAA